GAUAAAACAAAUUAGGAGAAAUGUAUGCCUAGAGGUAAAGAAGGGAAAUAAAUCUUGCCAGUCAUUACAAAGAGAGGGUCAAAGAGAGAUGUGGGAGAAGCCUUAGUUUGCACACAGUACACUCUUACCACAGACCCAGACUUUUGUGUGUUGGCUCAUUUAAAAGGACUGAUAGUGUAACUGCUCUUAUGCCAAUCAGGUCACCCAGGUGGGAAUUCCCCUGCUUAUGUUGUCGAGGUUGAGAGGUGAAGUGGAAACGGAACAGCAGCCUGAGAGGAAGCUGGCCAGAGUGAUCAUCAAGAGAGAGACAAACACAGCAUAAGUUAACUGGCAUGCAGGCACUGGAGCUGCAGGUGGCACCUCUGGGAAUCUUUUCAGCACUCAGGCAAUAUAAUGAGGGCAUUGAGCUUCUGCACAAGUUGUGGAUUGACGGUAGCAAUCUCAGUGAGUAUGAGCAGGGAAGUUUGAAAUCAAUUAAGCAGAUAAAUCACAUGAUCAUAAAUAUAAGAAGUAUUAAUACAUUCUCAGAAAUCGUUAGGGAUCUUGUGCACUCUGUUGCUUGGCUGGAAGUGAGAAGAAUAGCGUUCAGUAUUGCUUCAGAAAUGCAAGAAUUGAGAGUCAUGUCUUCAUCUUUUGCAAAGAAAAUUACUUUUAGACAGGCUUUACUAACAGAUACUACCGUGCCUGAGAUUGUCAGCAUUUUAGAAGACAUGCCAAAGUUAGUGGAGCUGGAGCUGAUAGACUGUAGACUCUUGGGAACUGGACAGUGGAAAAUGGAAAUUCAAGCAAAGAAAUCACAGACACUUAGAAUUUUCACAAUAAAGAAAUUAUCUAUAGAAGAAUUUUACUUGUUUACAGAUCUUCAGGCUGUGGAAGGUCUACUAUCUCCUUUUACAAGGGUUACAGUUCAAAACACUAAGGUUUUUUUGGUACCAUGCAGAAUUUCCCAACAUCUUCAGUCGUUAGUAUAUCUUGACCUUAGUGCAAAUUUACUUGGAGACCUGAGUUUACAACAUUCAGCCUGUCAGGGUGCUUGGCCAUCACUGCAAACUCUAAAUUUAAGUCAGAAUUCACUGAAUGACUUAGAAAUGACAAGUAAAAGCUUAUCUCAUCUAGGAAACCUAAUUGUUUUAGACAUAAGCCUAAAUAAUUUUGGUGAGAUUCCAGAUGCAUGUGAAUGGCCAAAACUGCUGAAAUAUUUAAACCUGUCCAGCACUCAAAUUCCUAAAGUAACAACCUGCAUUCCUCAAACGCUAGAAGUUUUGGAUGUCAGUGGAAACAACCUGAAGGAGUUUGGGCUGCAGCUGCCAUUUCUGAAAGAGCUGUACCUCACAAGGAACCAGCUGAAGACCCUGCCGGGUGCCGCACCCAUUCCAAACCUGGUGUCCUUGUCCGUCAGAAGAAACAAGCUGAACAGUUUCUCCAAGGAGGAGUUUGAGUCCUUCAGGAGAAUGGAGCUGCUGGAUGCCAGUGACAACAACUUCAUCUGCUCCUGUGAGUUCCUCUCCUUCAUCCACCAGGAGGCCGGGCUAGCCCAGGUGCUGGUGGGGUGGCCGGACAAGUACGUGUGUGACUCUCCGCUGGCGGUGAGAGGGGCGCAGGUUGGCUCCGUGCGCCUCUCCCUGAUGGAGUGCCACAGGUCCCUGGUGGUGUCGUUGAUCUGCGUCCUGGUGUUCCUGCUCGUCCUGCUGCUGGUGGCCGUCGGCUACAAGUACCACGUGGUCUGGUACCUGCGGAUGACGUGGGCGUGGCUGCAGGCCAAGCGGAAGCCCAAGCGCGCCCCGCCGAAGGACGUCUGCUACGACGCCUUUGUCUCCUACAGCGAGAACGACUCCGAGUGGGUGGAGGACACCAUGGUGCGGGAGCUGGAGCAGGCCUGCCCUCCCUUCCGGCUCUGCCUGCACAAGCGGGACUUUGUGCCGGGGAAGUGGAUUGUGGACAACAUCAUCGACUCCAUAGAGAAGAGCCGCAAAACGCUCUUUGUGCUGUCCGAGCACUUUGUGCAGAGCGAGUGGUGCAAAUACGAGCUGGACUUCUCGCAUUUCCGCCUCUUUGAUGAGAACAACGAUGCGGCCAUUCUCAUCCUCCUGGAGCCCAUCCAGAGCAAGGCAAUUCCCAAGAGGUUCUGCAAGCUGCGGAAGAUCAUGAACACAAAGACCUACCUGGAGUGGCCUCUCGAAGAAGACCAGCAGCAGAUGUUUUGGUUUAAUUUGAAAAUAGCUCUAAGGUCCUAGACAGGGACAUUAAGAAAUAAAUAUGUAAUGAAUUUACUCUGUA
This is a messenger RNA of Passer montanus (Eurasian tree sparrow), 2277 nucleotides long. Its product is annotated as toll-like receptor 2 type-2. Gene Ontology annotation, biological process: immune response; toll-like receptor signaling pathway; inflammatory response. The record is from RefSeq and is a predicted model, not a curated record. Gene Ontology annotation, molecular function: triacyl lipopeptide binding; protein binding; transmembrane signaling receptor activity. The transcript has 2 exons. Bases 333 to 2234 code for a protein of 633 amino acids. Gene Ontology annotation, cellular component: membrane. Lineage: Eukaryota; Metazoa; Chordata; Aves; Passeriformes; Passeridae.